AUGGUGGUUCGUUUGCAGCUUUCAAGGUUCGGAUGCAGAAAUAAGCCAUUCUACAGAGUAAUGGCAGCUGAUAGUACAAUCCCCUCCCUGAGAUCCCUCGCAUUUUAUGGAUUCAUUACCAUUCCUAUCAUGCUGAUUGCAAUUUGGGGUCAAGAUGAUGGUAAAAGAAUGGGUCUAAAUUUUGAUAGAGUGAAAAUGAGUGUUGUUUCUUAUCUUUCUAGUCAUUUGGCUCAUGCAAAGUUUGUGUCUGCUUCAUUAGUUGCUGCUACACUCGAGAGUAUUGCAAAUUGGUGUUAUGGUUAUUGCAAGAAACAUGACGUUGGUGUUAAUCCAAGAGCUCAUAAAGUCUUUUACUGA
Molecule: messenger RNA, 357 nt
Organism: Fraxinus pennsylvanica
Lineage: Eukaryota; Viridiplantae; Streptophyta; Magnoliopsida; Lamiales; Oleaceae
Source: the annotation of a GenBank genome assembly